Molecule: messenger RNA, 2679 nt
Organism: Lactuca saligna
Lineage: Eukaryota; Viridiplantae; Streptophyta; Magnoliopsida; Asterales; Asteraceae
Source: the annotation of a GenBank genome assembly
AUGGGGGAAACCGGUGGCAAUGACGACGAUGGGAAAACCUCUGCUAAUAUGUUACGGAAUACGCCGUCGAACAUUAGAAGGUUGGCUGAUGAGAUACAGCAGUGUGAGGGGCGACAAAAGUAUCUUGCGCAGACCAAAAGCCCAUCGGACGGGGGUGAUGUUAGGUGGUACUUCCGUAAGGUUGCCAUGGAGAAAAAUGAAGUAGCUGCUAAUGUCCCACGUGCAGAAACAGUAGAAAAGAGUGAUUAUUUUCGAUUUGGUAUGCGAGAUUCUCUUGCAAUAGAGGCAUCAUUCUUACAGCAAGAAGAUGAAUUGCUCUCUAUUUGGUGGAAAGAAUUAGCCGAGUGUAGCGAAGGUCCAAAAGGAUCUCCCGCUUCAGUUUCCAAAUCCGACCCUCUCCUACAACCAUUUUCUCUAGAAACUUCUCGAUCAAUCAAACCAGAUGAUGAAGACAGAGUCGGUGUCCCCGUGAAAGGAGGCUUAUAUGAGGUAGACUUGGUGAAGCGACAUUGUUUCCCUGUUUAUUGGGAUGGAGAUAAUCGUAGGGUUUUAAGAGGCCAUUGGUUUGCACGUAAAGGGGGCCUUGAUUGGCUUCCUAUUCGUGAGGAUGUUUCUGAACAGUUGGAGUUUGCUUAUCGUGGAAGGAUUUGGCGUCGAAGAACAUUUCAACCAUCUGGACUAUUUGCAGCACGAGUUGACAUGCAAGGGUCAAGUCCAGGGUUGCAUGCUCUUUUUACUGGAGAAGAUGACACGUGGGAGGCAUGGCUAAAUGUAGAUGCUUCUGGAUUCUCUAGUAUUGUUAAGUUAGGUGGGAUUGGGAUUAAGUUAAGGCGUGGGUAUGCUCCCUCUCGUUCACCAAAGCCAACUCAGGAUGAGUUACGUCAACAAAAGGAGGAAGACAUGGACGAUUAUUGUUCACAGGUUCCAGUUGGACAUGUAGUUUUUAUGGUUCAUGGUAUUGGUCAAAGGUUGGAGAAAGCUAAUUUAGUUGAUGAUGUUGGCAUAUUCCGCCAUGUCACCUCUAGCCUCGCAGAACAACACUUGACGCCUUACCAACGUGGAACUCAAAGAGUUCUUUUUAUUCCAUGCCAGUGGAGGAAAAAUUUGAAGCUUAGUGGUGAAUCAGCUGUAGAAAAAUGUACAUUACCUGGUGUACGUGGAUUGAGGGUAACUUUAAGCGCAACUGUUCACGAUGUGUUGUACUACAUGAGCCCAAUCUACUGCCAAGAUAUUAUUGACUCGGUUUCCAUUCAAUUAAACAAGUUAUAUCUAAAGUUCAUCAAGAGAAAUCCUGGUUAUGAUGGAAAGGUUUCCUUAUAUGGUCAUUCAUUGGGAAGUGUUCUUUCGUAUGACAUUUUAUGUCAUCAAGAGACUUUGACCUCACCAUUUCCAAUGGAGUGGAUAUAUAAAGAUCAGAUCAAAUACGAAAGCUGUACACCAAAUGACAUGCAGUCGUCUUCUAGCUGCCACGUGUCCUCCAAUUCAGGAGGUCAGGAUUUCAACACGAUAAUUAGUUCCGCUAAAAAGGGCAUCACAAGGGUACAAUCGGAAUCUUCACUUCCUGAAAUGCGAGUUGAAGAAUCAAACCUUUCAGAAACGAGGAAUCAUAAGAAACAUGGUAGUCUUCCAUUGAUAGAACAAGUUGCAGUUGGAUCUGACCAUGGUGAAGCUUUAGCUAGUGGCUCGAAUCGAAUUGAUGAGGAAAAUUGUCACAAUGAUGAAAAUAACACAAUUAAAUCUUUAAGGGAAGAGAUUGACAUUUUGAAUGCACGAAUUAAAGACCUAGAAAAAGUUUCCAAAGGUUCAUCAUCUUGCAAAAAUGACACGUUGAAGAGUUACACACCUCUUAUAAAGUACACAAAAUUGGAAUUCGAGGUGGAUACAUUUUAUGCGGUUGGGUCUCCUCUUGGUGUGUUUCUUGCCCUUCGUAAUGUCCGUAUAGGAAUUGGUCAAGGAAAAGACUAUUGGAACAAUGAAAAUGUACACGAAGAGAUGCCAUCAUGUCGACAAAUGUUCAACAUUUUUCAUCCUUUUGAUCCGGUGGCAUAUAGAGUAGAACCACUUGUUUGUAAAGAUUAUGUCAAUUCACGCCCAGUCAUCAUUCCAUAUCAUAAAGGUGGAAAGAGGCUGCAUAUUGGAUUCCAGGAAUUUGUAGAAGAUGUUGCAUCAAGUUCUCAGGUGGUAAUGGAUCGCAUGAGCUCAGUAAAGGGUAAAGUACUGGCACUAUGUCAAGUGAAAGAUGGUGAUGUCGUUGGAGUGGAGUCACCAGAAGAGCCCGAAGUAGUGGAGAGAUCAUAUGGUUCGAUAAUGAUGGAGAAGUUAACAGGGAGUGAAGAUGGCCGAAUUGAUCAUGUCCUUCAAGACAAAACAUUUCAGCAUCAAUACAUAUCCGCUGUGGGAGCACAUACAAAUUAUUGGAGAGACCUUGACACUGCAUUAUUUAUCUUAAAACAUUUAUACCGAGAUGUACCAGAAGAACCCAAAGCACCAGAUGGAGACACGAAAAAUGAAGUAAAACAAGGAACCGGUGAAUAUUGGCAUGGUUGGUAUAAUAAUAAUGAAGAGGGUACUGAUGACGACCUUCCUUUAACAUUUUCCAAUACAAAAUUUGUGAAAAAAUUUACGAGAAGAGCCAAAAGCUUCAUUGGUCCUUGAUUUAUUUAUUUAUUUAUUUAUUUU